Molecule: messenger RNA, 693 nt
Organism: Geosmithia morbida
Lineage: Eukaryota; Fungi; Ascomycota; Sordariomycetes; Hypocreales; Bionectriaceae
Product: mitochondrial FAD-linked sulfhydryl oxidase
Exons: 2
Coding region: 1-693 (230 amino acids)
Cellular component (GO): mitochondrion
Molecular function (GO): flavin-dependent sulfhydryl oxidase activity; flavin adenine dinucleotide binding
Source: RefSeq, a predicted model, not a curated record
AUGGCACGAAGUAGACAUCUCGCCCUGACUAUUCUAUUAGCACUGGCCGUGUUCCUGAGCCUAUCGUACAUGUUCUCGAGUCCGCCGGCUCCCCGCGAUGAGCAGGCACUGGGCCUAGAUCUCGGACGGACCCCUCCUCCACCAGAUACUCCCCCGCCGUCGCCGCCGCCGCCGCCGUCAUCAUCGGAGCAGGAUAAGGAGACAUCCGGGGGAUUCGUAAUGGAUUUGGAUUCGAUACCGCCGGCUAUGUUCGAGGGCGAUUCUAUCGCUCCCAAGCUGGAGAAUGCAACUCUAAAAGCCGAACUCGGUCGCGCAACCUGGAAAUUCAUGCAUACAAUGAUGGCUCGAUUCCCCGAGAAGCCGAGCGACGACGACCGCCGCACCCUCGACACCUUCAUCCACCUCUUCGGCAGGCUGUACCCCUGCGGCGACUGCGCGCGCCACUUCCGCGCCCUGCUGGCCGAGUACCCGCCCCAGACGAGCAGUCGCAACACCGCGGCCGGGUGGCUGUGUUUCGUGCACAACCUGGUCAACGAGAGGUUGGAGAAGCCCGUCUUCGACUGCAACAACCUUGGCGACUUUUACGACUGCGGGUGCGGCGAGGAGGGCAGCCCUGAGAAGUCUGAGCAUGCUGCUGGCGCGGCAGCCAAGGCUGAGGAGCUGGAUGCCGAACUGCACAGGGGGAAGGAGUAG